This is a messenger RNA of Botrytis porri, 2277 nucleotides long. RefSeq lists its product as uncharacterized. Lineage: Eukaryota; Fungi; Ascomycota; Leotiomycetes; Helotiales; Sclerotiniaceae. The transcript has 2 exons. The record is from RefSeq and is a predicted model, not a curated record. Bases 1 to 2277 code for a protein of 758 amino acids.
AUGACCCAACGAUGUACAUACUGUGUCAACUUUUCUCUAUCUCACCUUAUCGACCUCGCGAAAAUAGACUUCAAAGGGCAUGUUUUCCCAAAUCAACCGACGGCGGGAGAUUUAAUGGGUCCAUUUGUUUGGACUUCACAGCUGCCGAAUCUAGAUAAUUCGCCAAAAGAAAGAAAGCCAAUGGCGUUUUAUCCACAUCAUAAGUGUUUUCAAGAUCUUGUGAAGUCCGCAGAGAUGGGGUGUGAUCUGUGUGAGGUCAUAUUGACCUGUUUGAAAAAGCGCGUUCCAGGGGAGGACGAAGAAAGCCGGGGAGAUAACUCAGAUGAGAUUUACUGGACAGAUUUUAGCCGUCGUCGAGAGACUGAUAUAAAGAUUUCGAUUAACAGUAGUCAUGUGUAUCCAGAUGCUACCCUUGAUCAAGUACAAAUGCUUGAUACUAUUCUUGUUCACGUUGGUAACAUUGGAGAUCAAAGAUCUGACUUUCAAAAUCAUGGACACUCUUUCGCGGUCCAGACGCAAAAUUUGACGCUUGUCACAAAACGCGACUCUCCAAUUAGACUGAAAGGCUUCCAAAUAGGGAGGGCCGAAAUAGAUCCUGAUCUUGGGUCCAAGCUGAAUUUCGAUAUUGCGAGGGAUUGGCUUAAAGAAUGCCUCGAGUGUCAUGAUUGUCACAAUAAGAAUUUACCACAGCUUCCCACUCGCGUGAUUGAUGUUACGCCUAACCAGACAAGAAUUAUUCAUUCAAACGGUAUUACGGCUAACUAUAUUGCAUUGAGUCACUGUUGGGGUGGUCCGAUAUCCACUUCAUCAACUACAGCAACAUUACCACGAUACCAGAACGAACUUCCCUUUGAGUUGUUGCCUGCGAAUUUUCGAGAUGCCAUAAUUAUCACUAGAGAGCUAGGAGUCAAAUAUCUUUGGAUUGACUCUCUGUGUAUCAUUAAAGAUUCUCAACAUGAUUGGGAACAAGAAUCUCAGAAAAUGGGAACUGUUUAUCGAGAUGCAUUGGUCACAAUAUAUGCAAUGUCAUCAGCGGCCAGCACUGGAGGUAUCAUUCCAAGUCCUGCAUAUGAGCCAGUGGAAAAGCCUUCUACAACUUUAGCUCUUACUGAUGAUAAUGGAAUGGAGGUAUCUGUCAGAGUGGAGCCUUCAGAUAGAGACAUUUAUGAUGAGGACUUACACCGUCUGGCAGAAUCUUCUCCAUUGAGUAGUAGAGGCUGGACGUUUCAAGAAUCCAUAUUAUCGCCUCGCCAUAUUUAUUACGGGAAAAAACAAGUAUACUGGGGAUGUACACAAGGAUUUCACGAUCUCAAAGGGAUGCCCCCGGGAUACAGGUUUCCACAAGAAGAGCACAUAAAUCGGUUAUUGCCCGUUCUUCACUCCACCAAACAGGACAACAGUAUGAUGACAGACAUGCAUCGACUCAUACUCCUUUACAGUUUCCGUGAUAUAGUGUGGCAAUACUGUCAAAGAGAUUUAACAUACGACUCCGACAAACUUCCUGCGAUUUCAGGUUUAUCACAACUGCUCCGGCCAGCCAUCGGAGGAGAUUAUCUUGCCGGUUUGUGGAGUUGCGAUUUACUCGAUGAGCUUUGUUGGAUUCCGGAAAUGAAAUCUGGAUGUGUUCAUAUCAAGCCUUAUCGUGCGCCCUCAUGGUCAUGGGCCGUAACGAACGAUCGCGUCAAAUUCCAUCGGGGUACCGUCAUUGCACCUAAAGAUCGAAUUGCCGAGUUGAAACUUAUCGACUAUGGAGUAAUCCCGAAAGUUAAGGACAAUCCUUACGGCGAGAUAGAAUCUGCGUAUCUAAUUGUAGAGAGUUUAACUCUUCCUGUUCUACGCGCCUGGCAAACGAGACAUCUGGAAAAAUAUGAUUAUGAUGGGUACUCGGGUACAUAUUGUUUUGACGAUCCGGCCGGACUUUCUCAUUAUGAAGUUUCUGAGCCGUCUGAGAAUUACGGGUGGCAACAGGGUUUUUGGAAAAUGGACGAGGAUAAAGGAGUACAGAUCAUGACGGGUUGGAAAACCUCUUCGCGUGAUGAACGAGUGAUUGAUAGGGAGGAGGAGAAAUGGUUGAAGGAAGAAUAUAUUGUUUUGCUUGUUGCGUCGACGAAUAGAGAUGAUGGGGAUGAGAGACCGUAUGCUGAGUGCUUAAUUUUGAAGAAAGUUGAUGAUAAUGAGGAUGUGAUAGAUGUUUAUGAGAGAGUGGGAAUUUAUGUGGUUCAUCAUGAACCGGAAUGGUUGGAAUCUUGGACGAAGAAAACUGUUAAAUUAAUUUGA